AGAUCCUUUUUCGAACACGAACGUCAGCAAGCUCAGAUUAGCUGCAUGCCAAAAAUUUAGCAAGUGUUGUCUGCAGUGCAGGUUUCCUGCCUACUCAACUACACGUCUCUUUAGUAUAGUGUAGUGUGACCUUAAGGGCAGCAGAUGAUGUGUGCGUGGUGUUAGUAGAGGCCUGAUUCUGUGGUGAUCUGUAGAAAUGGAAGAAGAUCAAGUGCCUAACAAGGAUUCCUCUCAAGCAACAGAUGUGAACAAGGUGCCUCGUAAAUCUGAAACCAAGCGAUACAGUGAGAUCUUCAGAGAAUUUGAUCAACUUGAUUUAUCUUUAAUCUCAUCUGCAGGGGAGGAUCUGCUGGCAGACCCUGACUCACAGUCCAUCUCAGAAUUCAUCUUUGCAGAAAAUGCAGACCUGUCCGAUGUGUCUAAACGUGCUGAGGUUAAUGAAUUGGAUGGAAACCAAUCAGCCCAGGAAGCAGACCUGGUCCUCUGUCGCAGUGAAGAUGGAGUGGAGACAGCACUGCAGUAUACCAAGAUGUGGUGUCGCUACGCCAAAGACCUCCUGGCCUGGGUGGAAAAGAGAAUCAGCUUGGAACAAGAAUUUGCCAAAAAUGUGAUGAAGACAGCUGAAGGAGCAAAAGCCAAUGUGACACAGCAGGAAAUGAUGCCCCUGCAGUACAUCUACACAAUGGCGCUAGAGCAAGACAUCAAUAACAGUCUGAACUCUAGAAAGUUUUCAGAACUGAUACAAAGCCGCUGUUACCAAGCCUUGGUUGCCAAGAAGAAUGAGAUUGACAAGUGGCGCAGAGAGUUUAAGGAGCAGUGGGCAAAAGAACAAAGGAAGAUGAACGAUUCAGUGACAGCUUUAAAAAAGGCUCGUCAGCAAUACUUCCAGCGCUGUGAUGAGCUAGAAAAGGCUAAAGCUGUCUCUGCUAAAGCUGUGGACGACACAGCUGGAACCAAAACACUGGACAAGAGGCGGAAGUCUAAAGAUGAAGCCCAAACUAAGGUGAUGGAGGCAGAGCUUCUGUACAGACAGUGUGUGAACGACGCCAGGAUCCACCAGGAUGAGUUAGUGAAGGUCAAAGAGAGAAUUAUUUCCCACAUUCGCAAGCUCAUCUGUCAGGGAGACACUGUGCUUAAGGAGGCCACAGUCAACAUGUUUUACUACCAGCGGCAGCAGACAGAGGUCCUUCCUCUCGGCUAUCACAACCUGGAGCUGACAUGCAGGGCCCUGGAGCCGGGCGAGCCCUACCGGCUCUACAUCCGUAACAAGCCUCACCAUGAACAACCUCUCCAAGUCUUUACCUUCCAGGAGUAUUAUCCACAGGGCAAAGGGAACAGACGGAAAACCAGCAACACUUUCAGCUCACUGCAGGACUCACCUAUGACAGAUGAUAGCUUUCACAGACGACCCAACAAUGGCAGGAGACCAGGGUACAGUGACAGUGAGAGUAUUGGAGGCAGUUUGGAAUCUCUGUCCAGCCCCGCUCACUCAAAUAGGAGGCUGCCUAAAACUGCAUCCACUUUGACAGUGUCAUCAGACGACCUGGACGAACGGGAUAUGGCGUCAGAAUCAGAGUGCAUUGACAAUACGCCAGUCAAACUGCGCACACUUUCACGAGCUGCACUGACACACCGACUCAAGAAGAUGAAGAGCAAGAUGGCCAAGUGCAAGCAGUGUGACAACUAUAUUGUUGUCAGUGGGGUCGAAUGUGUGGAGUGCGGUCUGGCUUUGCACAGGAAGUGUAUGGAGGUAUGUCAGCUCGAAUGUGAGAACAGGAAGGGGAAUGUGUUCGGAGUGGACCUCUCUCUGCUGCCACGUGACAGGCCAGAUGAGGUGCCCUUUGUGGUGCAGCAGUGCACAUCUGAGAUUGAGAGUCGUGCUCUCUCAGUCCAGGGGGUGUAUCGUGUUAGCGGGUCCAAGCCUCGGAUCCAGAAGAUCUGUCAGGCCUUUGAGAUGCAAAAGGAGCAGGUGGACCUCUCUGACCUCUCACCGCAUGACAUCACCUCGAUCCUUAAACACUUCUUCAAGGAGCUCCCAGAGCCCUUACUAACCUUUGACCUGUACAAUGGGUUCCUCGCGGUGGGAAAGUCCAUUCAGCACCUGAGUGAAAGGGAGUCGACACCAGACACUACCGAGAUAAUGGGCAUCCUUGACAGCCUGCAAAAGCUACUACAGAAACUCCCUCCAUAUUGCUACUGCGUCUUGCAGCACCUGAUGUCUCACCUGCAAAAAGUUUCACAGAACUACGAGAACAAGAUGUCUCCUAGCAAUUUGGGUAUUGUGUUUGGGCCAACACUACUGCGCCCUCUUGUGUCUUCGGACAUGCCAAUGAUUGCCCUACUGGAGACCAGCUACCAGGCUGUACUUAUUGAGUUCCUCAUCACACACCAUGACAAGGUUUUUGGCCUUCGGCAAAGACCCAGUACACCUCCUCCCCCAGCUCCCACUGCACCUCUCCCAGACACCCCUCCUAGAGCUUCCUGUCCCCUGGAUGGGGAAGAUUACACUAGCACAGAACAUGAAACCUCUUCCAGAGAGAGGCCACACUCACUAGAAAGUCGAACAAUCAAGAGAGAGUCAAGCGAGGGUUAUAUAUCUGACAAGUCUUCAUCCAAUGAGGCAGUGGACCAGCUCAGCCCUGAAGCCAUUGAGAGAGCAGUCCUGGCUAUGAGAGGGGCAUCGAGCAAUCCUCACAGUGAGCUGGUGGAGGAACCAGACUCUCAUUUUGCGACCCAGCCGCACUAUCGCUUCACCAGACAGCCUGUGAAGUAUUACCGGCAUCAUAACCCAGGAACCCGACUCCCCAACCUUGGUCGUGCAGCCAGACAGCCUUCAGCCCCAGCGAGGGACAGUCCAGGGAGUGCAGACAGCAGCCGCAGUUCCUCUCCAGAACCACGGACACAGAGACUUUCCCAAAACUUAGAUGUCCUAUGUGAGAACACCUGCCAGGCCACCUUUGCAGGUGAGAGUAAAGCGGACGUCCCAAUGAGCCCCCGUGAGGUUGUGCAGUACAUGCUGGGAUUGGACUCAACCUUUACAUCAGCUACAACUGUGACAUCAUCCAGUACAACACAGGAGUCUUUACAGGAGGUGGCGGCUGGGUGUCAAACAGAUCGGAACAUAACUAUGUCCGAAAACAGUGCUGGACAGAGUCGGGUUCUGUGUGAGUUACCAAAGUCACUUCCUGUUGAGCAUAACCUGACAUCGCCAGCCCAGAAGAUCCUGUCUGGAUUGAAGCUGAGACGCAGCCACUCAGGGAAGGAUGAACAGCUCUUUGUCUGAGGAAAGAGACAAAUCUCCAGACAGUUCACUGGAAUACAUUCACACACACACACACACACACACACACUGAGGAUGUAAGACCAUUAAUAUCUUUAUUGUUUAUAACAACUGCUACUAUGCAGUUCAUGUAGUUUGCAUAAAUUACAUGCUCCCAUAUUUUACUCACAAAUAUCUCACCUGUUACACAAAAUGUAUCUUUUACUCAGAUCAACAAAACAUUUACAUUACAUUUUUUCUUAGUUUGGUGUCAUUCCUUAAGAAAACACAGUUGAAAAGUCCAGGUCUGGUGCUUUCUUGGAUGCCACAGCUAUAGUGCCACUAAUCUUCUCAAAAAUGUUGAUCUGUUGACCAUCCAGUUGUCAAAUAUGCAGACCAGACAACAAUGGAUCACCUAUUUAUUGACGUUUUUAAUAUCUCUACUGUAUUUGAAUGUAACAAGCAGGUGGUUUAAGAUUGCAGUUCAGGAGACGCAAACUAGCUCACAAGUAUCAAGUUCUUUCAGGUUUUGUCCUGAACAAACUUUUAUGAAAAUCUGCUAAAUACAAAAACCAUCAAGUGUUGUAUUUUUAAGAUAAUUUUGUUAUCUAUUUGUUGUGCUUUUUUAAUGUUUUAAAGGCUCCGGGUUGAAUUUUGUUGUAGUUCAUAAACAAAGACAUGCCUUUUCUGUGUGUGUGAGCACUUUUCCUUUUUUGCCACAAGGGGGAGGUCUUCUCCCAGUGUGUGGGGGGAAAACAUGCUAGACACAAUAGUAGAAGAGUAAUAAACCACUUAU
This is a messenger RNA of Morone saxatilis (striped sea-bass), 4055 nucleotides long. It is a transcript of the gene gmip, whose product is annotated as GEM interacting protein. Bases 197 to 3283 code for a protein of 1028 amino acids. The record is from RefSeq and is a predicted model, not a curated record. The transcript is spliced from 21 exons. Gene Ontology annotation, molecular function: GTPase activator activity. Lineage: Eukaryota; Metazoa; Chordata; Actinopteri; Moronidae. Gene Ontology annotation, biological process: activation of GTPase activity; signal transduction; negative regulation of GTPase activity. Gene Ontology annotation, cellular component: plasma membrane.